Messenger RNA from Spodoptera frugiperda (fall armyworm), 579 nucleotides. RefSeq names its product basic salivary proline-rich protein 4-like. The transcript is spliced from 2 exons. Bases 1 to 579 code for a protein of 192 amino acids. The record is from RefSeq and is a predicted model, not a curated record. Lineage: Eukaryota; Metazoa; Arthropoda; Insecta; Lepidoptera; Noctuidae.
AUGGCAAGUCACGACGCGAAUCUCUUCUCGAGCCACUCCACAAGGCCACAAGGCACCCCACAAGGCCACAAGGCACCCCACAAGGCCACAAGGCACCCCACAAGGCCACAAGGCACCCCACAAGGCCACAAGGCACCCCACAAGGCCACAAGGCACCCCACAAGGCCACAAGGCACCCCACAAGGCCACAAGGCACCCCACAAGGCCACAAGGCACCCCACAAAGCCACAAGGCACCCCACAAGGCCACAAGGCACCCCACAAGGCCACAAGGCACCCCACAAGGCCACAAGGCACCCCACAAGGCCACAAGGCACCCCACAAGGCCACAAGGCACCCCACAAGGCCACAAGGCACCCCACAAGGCCACAAGGCACCCCACAAGGCCACAAGGCACCCCACAAGGCCACAAGGCACCCCACAAGGCCACAAGGCACCCCACAAGGGUGUGCCGCACCGUGCUCUCCUCACAAUGGACACAGUGAUUGCACCGAGCGUCUGGCUCUCAAUCGUAAAUGUUCAUGAUAAUAUACAAUCCAACGUCCGCAAGCACAAUAUUUUUCACAAGUACCACAUUUAA